Messenger RNA from Botrytis porri, 1122 nucleotides. RefSeq lists its product as uncharacterized. NCBI's taxonomy places the organism in Eukaryota, Fungi, Ascomycota, Leotiomycetes, Helotiales, Sclerotiniaceae. The transcript has 3 exons. The record is from RefSeq and is a predicted model, not a curated record. The coding region runs from base 1 to 1122 and encodes 373 amino acids.
AUGGAGGAGGAAAAGGUCACAGAACUAACCCCUAGGGUUGUUCAGCACAUGGCAGAAUUUGACAACACAUUUCAUCCCGGGGUAGACCCCAAAGAUCUUGUUCACACCGUUCAUGGCACGAUAGUUAGUGAACUCAAGGGCUGGGAAUCCGCACCACGUCAGAGAGGUGAAAUAUUCUGCUACAAUUGUGGAUUGGAUGAUGGCAUGGCCCGAGAUGGAUACACUUCACGCGUAAAGAUCGCACAUAUUAGACACAAUAAUGCCCUAUGGGAACUUGGCGGACCAGAUGGGCCGUGGCUAUUGAAAGAUGAAAUAAACAUUGCCAAAGAUGGCAAGUCGGUGGACUAUACAACACAGAAAUUUCUUCGGGAUGCCAAUAUAGGUUUACCCCUUGUGGAAAUCAAAGGAAAACCGGUGGAAGAGUUGCGUGAUAUUUGCGAUGAACAGUACAAAGAUCUUACAACGGAUCUUAAAAAACAUAUCAAAAGCAUUCGCCAAUUUACUAGUCCUCACAUGGGAAGAGUAGAUGGCGGAGAACUUCGUGAUAACUAUAUUGGAAAAUGCGGUGGAUUUCCCUGUGUGAAUACAGGGCGAAAUGAAGAAGAAUGGCUGGAAAAUUUAACUCCUGCGAUACGCAAAGGCCCUUUAUGGAAACUUUGGUUGCGCAAUAAAACUGGGCGUCAAGAUCCAGCGACACGGGACAAUUGGGUCAAAUGGGUGGACGAAAAUAUAGUUGAGGUCAAAGCAGACUUCCCAAAGGGUGGACCAUAUGUUCUAACCCAUGGCGACUUGCAUAAUAUGAAUAUCUAUGGCUCGAAUGACAAUGCGGAUCAAAAGUGGAAGGUCACCGCAAUUAUUGAUUGGGAAACGGCUGGCUACUAUCCUUGGUGGGUAGAACUUCUUCGCAACCCUCGACUACUAAGCGGUCCCGGUACGGCCGAAGAGCAGAUGUUGGAGUUUUGCCCCCCAACUUUCAAGAAGGAAGAUUGGGCUCCCAUGGUAUGGGCCAUAGAGAGGGUUAUUAAGCUAUAUGAACGUGGAGGAGGUAACAGUCAUAGCAUUCAAGGAAAGAGUGGUGCAAAUAAAUGGUAUAGCAAGGAAUUUUGUGAUGCCAUAAAGUAA